AUGGCUACCCCUAGUGUCCUCACGUUUGACGCUGAGGGACGAGCCGUAGACUUUGAGGUCUGGGUCGACGACAUGCAGCUGUUCCUACAGUGCGAUAGGGCAGACGGCCUCUCUCUCUUUGACCUUACCUUUGGCGCUUCCCCUGCCCCUGCUGCUAAUGCUGACGCCACUGUUCGCUCCCAGUGGGCCACGCGCGACGCUGCUGCACGUCUUGCUGUGCGUCGCCACCUCCCUACCUCCAAGCGUGCGCACUUUAGCCAGUACAAGAGUGCUCAGACCUUGUACGACGCUGUAGUCGCGCGCUACUCCUCCCCUGCCACUGCUGCACUGAGCCGUCUCAUGCUGCCGUACCUCUUCCCUGACCUUGCUGCUUUUCCUACCGUAGCUGACCUCAUCACGCACCUCCGCACUAGUGACACUCGCUACCGCGCUGCACUCCCUGCUGACUUCUACGCCGCGAACCCCCCCCCCCCAUCGGGAGACGCCGCCCUGGCAAGGGCAAGGGGGGCAAGGGAGCUGGAGGAGCGGGCGGUGGAGGUGGAGGAGGAGGCGGUGGGGGGAGUGGGGGUGGCGGUGGGAGUGGAGGUGGGGGUGGAGGGGUCGGUGGCGGUAGUGGAGGCGGAGGCGGCGGCGGCGGUGGCGGUGGGAGCGGAGGUCGCGGAGGAGGCGGCGGUGGAGGCGGCGGCGGCGGCGGAGGCGGCGGCAGUGGUGGAGGCAGCGGAAGAGGCGGAGGCGGUGGGGGUGGCGGUGGAGCUGGUCGCAGGUCGUCGCAGAGGAGUGGCUCUGCGGGGUGGGGGUUUUGGUCCGUGCACCUACGUCCUGCGCACCAGCGACCGUGCGGGUGAGCAGUGUGGGGGUGCGCACCCCACCCAGCGCUGCUUUGGCCGCCUGACGGACGCGUGGCGUCACCAGUUCCCGGAGGCCUCAGAGAUCCCUCGCUGGGGCGAGCUGUCUAGGGCGGGUGUGGCCAUCUUUGAUCUUGACUCUGAUGCUAUUCUUGCUGCCAUGCAUGCUGUGUCUAUUAGUGAUGAGGGUGACUGUUACCGGUGUUUCCCGCCCGAUCCGGGCAUUGAGACUGCUACUUUAGGUACUGGUACGGCUGCUGCCCUAGGUGCGUGCGACGCUACUGCUCUAGGUGCUGGUGUGUCUGCGUCCUCAGGUACUGGUGAGUCUGCGCUCUCAGGUACUACGUCGGCUUCGGCCUCCCUCACCUUCACCCUUGACUCUGGGGCGUCUCGCUCCUUCUUUCGAGACUGCACCACACUCACGCCGCUUAGUCGGCCGGUUGCGGUGUCUCUGGCUGACCCCUCUGGGGGUCCUUUCCUGUCUCGCUUCUCCACAGUCCUCCCUUGUCCGGCGGCUCCCUCUUGCACCCUGUCUGGUCUCUACCUCCCCUCGUUCUCGACGAACCUGGUGAGUGGUGCUGACCUACAGGAUGGGGGAGUACACCAGUUCACUCCUGCGCGUCAGCGGGUGACGCACUGUACUGAGGCUAGCACACGCCGGCACCUAGCUACGUUUACCCGUCAGCCGGGGUCGAGCCUGUACACACUGACCACUGCGUCCUCUCCAGUUGUUGAGUCUGGUAGGGUAGCUGCGUCGGGUCAGGUGUUUGCUGCGGCGUCCAGGUCUGGUCCUGAGUCUGCCCCCUGUUCGAGUCGUCUCCUGUCUCACGAGACUCUCCUCUGGCACCACCGCCUUGGCCACCCCUCUCUGCUUCGGCUCAGAGGCAUGGCCUUCCGUCUUCUUGUGUCAAGUCCCCCCCGGUCCCUCCCUCCCCUUCCUCAGGGCCCUGGCCCUGCCUGUGUCCCCUGUGUCGAGGGGCGCCAGCGGGCUGCCCCCCACUCCUCCCAGUUUCAUCCGACAGAGGCCCCGUUGCAGACGCUUCACAUGGACGUGUGGGGCCCAGCCCGCGUCCGUGGACAGGGUAACGAGCGCUACUUUCUGCUCGUUGUUGACGACUACUCGCGUUACACCACAGUCUUCCCCUUGCGCAGCAAGGGUGAUGUCACUGAGGUGUUGAUCGACUGGAUCCGCGCAGCUCGUCUUCAGCUUAGGCAGCGCUUUGGCUCGGACUUUCCUGUUUUGCGUCUGCACUCGGACAGAGGCAGAGAGUUUUCCUCUGGCCUUCUGCGAGCCUUCUGUCGUGCAAGAGGCAUCCGUCAGACCUUCACGCUUCCGGACUCACCGCAGCAAAAUGGGAUUGAUGAGCGCCGCAUUGGCAUGGUCAUGGACGUCGCUCGUAAGUCCAUGAUGCAUGCGGCUGCCCCCCAUUUUCUGUGGCCGUUUGCGGUGAGGUACGCGGCGCAUCAGAUCAACCUUCACCCCAGGGUCUCCAGGCCGGAGACCUCCCCAGCCUUGCUGUGGACGGGGAAGGUUGGCGAUGCGUCGGCGUUCCGGGUCUGGGGAUCUCGGGCGUUUGUCCGCGACUUGUCUGCGGACAAGCUGUCCCCUCGUGCUGCUCCUUGCGUCUUCCUGGGGUUCCCCCCUGACGCGCUUGGGUGGCAAUUCUACCACCCCACCUCUCGCCGUGUUCUGUCCUCCCAGGACGUCACGUUUGACGAGUCGGUCCCCUACUACCGCCUCUUCCCCUUCCGCACUCCGUCCCUCCCCCCACCCCCACUCUUCCUGGUACCAGGUCCCCCUCAGGUAGACCCCCUGCCCCCUCAGGGUCCUGCCCCUUCAGGUGUGUCCCAGGCAGACGCAGUCGAGCCUGUCGAGGUCACUGGUGACUCUGGUGCUGCUGAGGGUGCUGCCGCUGGGGGUGUUGAGCCUGGGGCUGCUGGACGUGGGGGUGCGGGGCCUGGGGGUGGUGCGUCUGGGGGUGUUGAGCCUGGGGGUGCUGAGCCUGGGGGUACUACGUCUGGGGAUGCUGAGCCUGGGGGUGCUGAGCCAGGGCUUACUGAGCCGGGGGGUGCUGAGCCUGGGGGUGCUACGCUUGGGGGUACUGCGUGUCGAGGUGCUCCACCUGGAGGUUCUCCGGGUGCUUCGUCUCGCCGGGAGCCACUCUCUCCAGAGGAGGUGCGCGAGUGGUUUGCCCGGCGCUGGCUUCGUGCUGCUGGUGCUGGAGGUUCUUCGCCUGCUGAGGGUGCUGCGGUCGCGGGUCCCGGAGGUGCUCGUACUGGUAGUACUGGAGCUGCUGGGCCUGCGGGUUCGACUAGAGCUGGUGCUGCUGCGGGUGUUGGCGCUGAGACUGCCGCUGGCGGUCCUGCUGGAGGUGCUCCUGGUGCUGCUGGAGGUUCUGGAGCUGCUGGAGGUGCUGCUGGAGCGGAGUGUCCGCAGCCUGUCCAGCCACAGUUUCAGCUGCAGCCUACCUCCCCUUUGCCUGCUCCUUCUCCCUACACUGGUCCUACUGGAGGUCUUGCUGAGCGUCGUGAGCCUGCGUCUCGCCCUACGUCGCCUAUCCGUCCUGCUCGCGCUAGUGGUCGUAGUUCGCGUGAGCGUCCUCCUCCUGUCCCUGGUACGCAACGGAUGUCUCUGCGUCCGUCCACUUCUCCUCUGCGUGCCCCUUUGCCUUCUCCUCCUGAGUCCUCUCUUCCUGCUCUUCCCGACCCAGAGUCGGACUCUCUUCGUGCUGCCAGUCCUACUAUCACGCGUCUCCUUGCUACUGUUGUCACAGACCCUUCCUUUGAGUCUACUGCUGCGUCUACUCUAGUUGCUGAGCUCGUCGACUUUCCUGCUCGCUGUCGCUUAGACUACGCUGCGAGUCUUGUCGCUGAGUCUGAGUCUUUCUGUCCUCCGUCCGUCGGGGGUGAGUGUGCCCUUGGCACGGACGUCCUUGAGGACAGGCAGGAGGAGUUCCAGUGUCUGGCAGCUGCUUCACCUCAUCUCGUGUCCGUACUGCUUACCCCUGAGGGAGACCCGGAUGCACUUGACAUCCCGACUCCGCGCUCUUACGCGGAGGCGAUAGAGGGUCCCUAUUCCUCUCAGUGGCAGGCAGCUAUGGAUGCAGAGAUGGCUUCCUGGAAGUCCACAAGCACCUACGUUGACGCUGUCCCCCCUCCUGGGGCGAACAUCGUCAAUGGCAUGUGGAUCUUCAGGGUGAAGCGGCCGCCGGGUUCUCCUCCUGUCUUCAAGGCGCGUUACGUGGCUCGUGGCUUUAGUCAGCGGCAGGGAGUUGACUACUUUCAGACCUUCUCCCCCACCCCGAAGAUGACCACUCUUUGGGUACUGCUGCACGUUGCUGCUCACCGUGACUACGAGCUGCACUCUCUCGACUUCAGCACAGCUUUCUUGCAGGGCAGCCUGCACGAGGAGAUCUGGCUGCGUCGCCCACCUGGCUUCACUAGGUCUUUCCCUCCUGGUACCCAGAGGAGUCUCCGGCGUCCAGUCUACGGUCUCCGCCAGGCGCCACGUGAGUGGCACAACACACUGAGGACUACGCUUGCGGCUCUUGGUUUUGCUCCUUCUAUUGCUGACCCGUCGCUGUUUCUGCGCACCGACACCUCUUUGCCGCCGUUCUACAUCCUCGUGUACGUCGACGACUUGGUCUUCGCCACAGCUGACACUCCUGGAUUCGCCUACGUGAAGUCCAAGCUGCAGAAGAGACACACGUGCACAGACCUGGGUGAACUGCGCAGCUACCUUGGCUUGCAGAUCACCCGGGACAGAGCACGCCGCACCAUUACCCUAACUCAGUCACACAUGGUGCAGCAGGUCCUUCAGCGCUUCGGCUUCACGUACUCCUUGCCUCAAGCCACUCCUCUGCCUACUCGCCACUUGCUCUCAGCUCUGCCUUCGGAUGAGUCCGUAGAGUCGAGUGGCCCGUACCCAGAGCUAGUUGGCUGCCUCAUGUACCUGAUGACCUGCACACGUCCUCACCUUGCAUACCCUCUUAGCAUUCUCGCACGCUAUGUUGCUCCUGGGAGACACCGACCAGAGCACAUGGCUGCAGCGAAGAGGGUGUUGCGCUACUUGUGCAGUACGUCGGGCAUGGGGCUAGUGCUUGGAGGGCGCAGUCCAGUGGUCCUUACUAGGCACGUGGACGCUUCUUGGGCUGACGACCAGGCUACGCAGCGGUCGUCACAGGGUUACACCUUCAGCCUUGGUUCCGGCUCUGUUCCGUGGCGGGCUACUUGCUCGUCUUCUGUUCUCGGCUCCAGUUGUGAGGCUGAGAUCUACGCCGGGGCCAUGGUUGCACAGGAGCUUCGCUGGCUCACCUACCUGCUGACCGACCUUGGAGGGCCGCCUCGUUCUCCUCCAGUCAUGUACGUAGACAACAAGGCCAUGCUGGCCUUGUGUCGAGAGCAGCGACUGGAGCACAGAACGAAGCACAUUGCUCUCCGCUACUACCUUGCUCGUGAGCUACAGCAGCGUGGACAGUUGCGGCUUGCGUACGUGGCCUCUGAGGCCAACACUGCUGAUGUCUUCACCAAGGCACUUGCGCCUUGUGAUCAUCUCCGCUUCUGCACUUAG
Molecule: messenger RNA, 5415 nt
Organism: Closterium sp. NIES-65
Lineage: Eukaryota; Viridiplantae; Streptophyta; Zygnematophyceae; Desmidiales; Closteriaceae
Source: the annotation of a GenBank genome assembly